AUUUCUCAGAACUCUACAAGUCGUUCCAGAGUUCUCUUCAAUAAAACUCUCAAGAAGGCCAAUACCAACUGAUCAAUUGAACCACUAAACUCCACUGACUUUGCCAAAAUGGCCCAACACGCACCCAUGCUAACGCUUCCCCCCUCCUCCCUCCACCGCAUCUCCCAAAUCCAGUCAGCCAACCUCUCUCUUAUAUCCGCCUUCGAAUCCCACCCCACCUUCUCCUCCCAACACUCUUCCCGCCAAGGGAAAAUCUACUUCAUGUGGGACUUCGCAAAGCGCACCGACGCGAUGUUUCAAUCCCUGAUGCAUAGCUAUGCUCAGCCUGAUACCCCUGCAACAAGAGGCUCGGUGCCGGAUUUGCCGCCAGCGCGUAUGACGGAGGAACAAAGCGGAGAAUUGAAAGAGGAUGUGGUAGGAAGGUGUGUUAUGCUUUGGACGAUGAUAACGGAUGGGAGUGGGAAGACAGGGGUCAUGUUUGGGGAGGUAGAGGGGCAGGAGGUGGAUUUGGGGGAGGAUGUUAGGGCGAAGGCAGAGGUAGUUAGGCGGGUUAUUUUUGAGGAGGUGUAGAGUGGUCCGAUUUUCUUGAGGUGCUCAUGAAUCCGGGCUGGCGCCUUAUAGCUUGGUCAUAUGUGGAAAGCGUGAGGAGGGUGCUUAGCUACUACGUCCAGAUGCUUAAUUUGGUAUUUUGGGGCCUUACUCGGACUGUUUACCGGCGGUGGUGAUUCUUAGGAAGAUAGGGCUACAUUGGCUAAACCAGGCUG
Lindgomyces ingoldianus is the source of this 764-nucleotide messenger RNA. RefSeq lists its product as uncharacterized. The record is from RefSeq and is a predicted model, not a curated record. NCBI's taxonomy places the organism in Eukaryota, Fungi, Ascomycota, Dothideomycetes, Pleosporales, Lindgomycetaceae. Bases 109 to 570 code for a protein of 153 amino acids. The transcript has a single exon.